Molecule: messenger RNA, 2751 nt
Organism: Amoebophrya sp. A120
Lineage: Eukaryota; Dinophyceae; Syndiniales; Amoebophryaceae
Source: the annotation of a GenBank genome assembly
GCCACCGCUGCACCUACGCCUACCACGGGAGGUGGACGAAAUAAUAGCUACUAGCAAGUCUAUAGAUCAUAUACACUUUUUUUCAGAGAGAGUAUCUAUUUUGUUCGUUUUUCGCCCUGUGAGCAAUUGCAAUCCACCCGCCUGCCUCGCUGCGACAAGGGAGGUGCUGGACGAGAUUCUGAUUCGCUUCGACACAACAUCGACUACAUUCAUUUUUUUGUUUCAUACUUUUUUCAAAAGCAGUAUAUUCUAGUUGUUAAACAGAGAAAGACAUGCCAAACGCACUUCAAAGUCUCCGCAGCACCUUAUCGGAACUCACCGCGCAGGCUCGGAGACGCUCCUCCUUGCUGAAAUCGAAACAGAAACAGGACAAGGACAAACAAAUAAACUCUACCACUACCUCACGACGCCCCAGUGCUGAAUCCUUGGCUCAGGCCUCGUCGAAUAAGGACCUGGAUAAAAAGUCUGAGGUUGUUCCUUCCACCUUCCUCCAGGACUUCUACGAAACGGGCGACGCAGUUUUGGGCUCUGUGGACGAAGCAGCGUUGCAACAGAACAUCAUGGAGACCAUCACCUGCGGCAGCUGUUUCACGAAAAACCGGGUACCGGCCGGUACCGUGCACUUCAAAUGCUUCCGCUGCGGGGCAUUGGCGAAAGUGGAGCGCAAUCCGAAAAUUGUGGCGGACCGCAACCAGGAAGCGGAGAUGCGGAACCGGGAAGACGAGGAACUGAUGCAGGCGAUAAUCGAGAGUGAAGUCUCACACGUAUUUACCACACAAUAAUAAUUCUACAUGCAAAAAUCAUAAAAAUUUGCAUUCGAAUGAUUUUUUUACCGCCUUGCUGCAUAAACACAUUCUUCACAGCCGUACCCUUGAUCUCGAAAAAUCCCAUUCGUCCCCGAAAGAAAUGGAAGAUGAAAUAAAACGAGCAAUCUAUCACAACAGGGCCGCAUGUUAGCCGGGAAAAACUCCGUCUCUCCGGACCAAGUCGAACAGGACAGGAUAAGAAGCACCAGCACAAGCUCUUCUGGCCUUUUAGACUCAACGCCCCCCGCCAGGCCGCAGCCCGUGUCUGCGUCUGCUCUGUCGCAGAAGUUGUUCCAGCCUGAGGAACGGGGUAAAACUACGGCGGCGACUACGGGUCCUCGUGGGCUCUUUGACGACAAGAACAUCUCUACCUCCCUGUUGACCCGCGACAAACAGGAGCAGCAGGAGCAGAGAUCCACAGCCGGCGGUAGUAGUGGUGCCUACAACGCCCAGAAUUAUUCCCCCUCCCGACCUACCGCUGCAUCGCAAUCUCAGGCAAGGGAGGCCCGGGGCCUCUUUCCAUCGGCCACCACCAGUGCAACUGCAGCGUCGGCAGCUGGAACGACAAGGGGGACGCCAGACAGGCAGGAUAUGCAUUGCAAAAGUAUCGUACUAGUAUAAAUUGCAUCACAAAAAAUUUUGGCAAGAAGAAAAGAGGAAUUUGUAAUGCUGUCUCACCUUAGGAAGGAGAUUUGUCGUGCAUAUUUGCAAUUAGUACGACUACGAUACUUUUGCACAGGAUACCGGAUACGACACACCAAAGUAGUUCUGCAACGAGAACGAACGCGAACACAAAGCACAUUAUCCUGUACAAAAGUAUCGCGCGACCCGUUCUCAUCGUAAUUACCGCAUGACAAAUGCCAUUCCUGAGCAAAAGCUGCACGACACGCUCCGUUACCGUUUUCCGUGUUGCAGCAAAAAUGAAAGUCUGUCAACAUGUAGCACCUAGUUGCAGAUAGUAACAGGGCGAAAUGUUGCGUAGCCCGUGGGAGUAUAAGAAUUAAGAACAUAAGCCUAGCCGCACUGGCGGCAAGCCUCACGUGCACCAUCAGAAGUGCAGUAUUGGCCGUUCUUUGCGGUGUCUCACCAUCAGAAGUGCGAGCUGCGAGGAGCGGGGCGCACCGCCUAAAGUUCUAAAAAGUUCCCAACCGCCCGAUAGAUAGAUAGAUAGAUAGAUAGAUUCACGAUACUUUUGCAAUGCAUACGGAUGAGCCCGUUACUUCGACCGGAGAAUUUGGCCGACGACCGUGUGUACAUCGAGGCUCUGGAACAGAAAAUUAAAACAUUGGAAGUGAACUCGAAAUUUUUGGAAAAAGAACUCGCGCAGCAGGACAAGAAUACCGAGGACGUAUUUUUUUUUUUCGGAGCAUGUGACUUCGAUGUUGUUGUGCAGCAUAAUUUUUUAUGAAAAUGCAUGCUACGACAUCCAGUGACAUUGUGAGUCGUGCUAUGAGCUUGUGUGUGAAAAAGAGCGCGCUUAUUCCAUGUCAAACUUCACCACAGGCCGUCGCCGAACGCGACGUGGCUACGAAAGAGCUGAGCGCGGCCGUUGCGGAGAUUGAGAAGCUGCUGAAGCAGAACCACGAGAAAGACAUUGUGAUCAAAAAACUGACGAAGCAAUUGCAGCAAAACGAAACCGUUUCCGACGCGGAGAUCUUGGUCACGCAAUUGCAGGAUCGAGUGGAGGAACUGGAGGCGCAGUAUCCAGGAAAAUAAAACACCCCUCCCCAUCCAAUUUGUCAUGCAAAACAUGCAUAUUAUGCAUGUUUUGCAUGACAAAUUGCAUGUUUUGCAUGACAAAUCCAUUUUUUGCAUGACAAACACUGCAGUUUAUGCCAUAAACUGCAGUGUUUGUCAUGCAAAAAAUGGAUGGGGGUGGCGUAAGUGUUUUUUCCUGGAUACGCAGCUGCAGAGCUUGGGCAUCGACCCCGUGGACAAGGACUGA